AAGCGGCAGCGGAAGAGGCCAGAUUGAACUUAAGCUACCUUCCCAGCUUCAUGCGCAACAUAUAAUCAACCUCCCCGAACACCGGUCUUCUUUCCUCCUCAUUUUCUCUCGCCCUCAUCUCUUCUAUCGGCUAGUUUGUGGUACGCUUUUAGCUUGACAUUCUUUUCCCCUUAAACCUCUCCGGAGGCCCAUUGUUGGACACAUUUGCUUAUUUGUUUGUUUCCUAAAGCUACGACCGAGUCGGGCUUCUUACUUUCAUCAUGCGUAUCAACGCAGCUGUUGCCUCCGCUUUGGUCUCCUCGGCCACUCUCAUGGGCUACGCUCAUGCUGAGGAAGCUGAGAAGAACCCCGAUGCUACUUCCGUUGUAGAGAAGCCAACUUUCACUCCGACCACCCUCAAAGCUCCCUUCCUCGAGCAAUUCACCGAUGACUGGGAAUCUCGGUGGACGCCGUCUCAUGCGAAGAAGGAUGACUCCAAGACGGAAGAGGACUGGGCCUAUGUCGGUGAAUGGUCUGUUGAGGAACCCACUGUCUUCAAAGGCAUCGACGGAGACAAGGGUCUCGUCGUGAAGAAUCCUGCCGCCCACCACGCCAUCUCGGCGAAAUUCCCCAAGAAGAUCGAUAACAAGGGCAAGACCUUGGUUGUCCAGUACGAGGUCAAGCCACAGAACUCCCUUGUGUGCGGUGGCGCCUACCUCAAGCUCCUUCAAGAGAACAAGAAGCUUCACGCCGAGGAGUUCUCUAAUGCCACUCCCUACGUGAUCAUGUUCGGCCCCGACAAGUGCGGUGCUACUAACAAGGUUCACUUCAUCUUCCGCCACAAGAACCCCAAGACUGGCGAGUAUGAAGAGAAGCAUCUCAAAGCGCCACCUGCCGCUCGCACCAACAAGGUCACUUCCUUGUACACCCUGAUUGUCCGUCCCGACCAGACUUUCCAGAUCCUUAUUGAUGGGGAGUCUGUCAAGGAAGGCACCCUGCUCGAGGAUUUCAACCCUCCUGUCAAUCCGGAGAAGGAGAUCGAUGACCCGAAGGAUAAGAAGCCCGCCGACUGGGUUGAUGAUGUCAAGAUCCCCGACCCUGAGGCCACAAAGCCCGAGGAUUGGGAUGAGGAGGCCCCCUUCGAGAUUGUUGACGAGGAAGCCACCAAGCCUGAGGACUGGCUCGAGGAGGAGCCUGAAACCAUUCCCGACCCCGAGGCUGAGAAGCCAGAGGACUGGGAUGAUGAGGAGGAUGGUGACUGGAUCCCUCCCACUGUUCCUAACCCCAAGUGCAGUGAUGUCUCUGGAUGUGGCCCCUGGUCUGCCCCGAUGAAGAAGAACCCUGCCUACAAGGGCAAGUGGACUGCUCCUAUGAUUGACAACCCCGCCUACAAGGGCCCCUGGGCUCCCCGCAAGAUCGCCAACCCGGCCUACUUUGAGGAUAAGGCUCCUGCCAACUUCGAGCCUAUGGGCGCUAUUGGCUUUGAGAUCUGGACCAUGCAGAACGACAUCCUGUUCGACAACAUCUACAUUGGUCACUCCCCCGAGGAUGCCGAGAAGCUCCGCCGGGAGACAUUUGAUGUCAAGCACCCUGUUGAAGUGGCCGAGGAGGAGGCCUCCAAGCCCAAGAAGGAGGAGACUGCCCCCGCCACCAGCGUCAGCUUCAAGGAAGACCCUGUCACUUUCAUCCGCGAGAAGGUUGACCGCUUCGUUGGCCUUGCCAAGGCAGAUCCCGUUAACGCCGUGAAGCAAGCUCCCGAAGUCGCCGGUACUUUGGGAGCCCUGCUUCUGUCCAUGGUCCUCAUCAUUGUGGGCGCCAUCAAGGCCAGCAGCCCAGCACCUGCUCCUGCCGCCAAGAAGGGCAAGGAGGCCGCAGGUGCUGCCAAGGAGAAGGCCAGCGAGGCUGUCAGCAGCGCCGCGGAUACGGGCAAGGGCGGCGCUACCAAGCGUAACACUCGUUCGUCUGCGCAGUAAACCAUAUGCCAUUAUACCCAAAAGAGUGAAGUCGAGUGUAGGAAGAGACAAAUAAACUUAAACCAGAUUUUCAAAUUCGAUAUCAUGACGUGUAUUGCGCGGUCAAUCAAUGGUCUCCUAUAGUCAAGGUUGAGGGACUGCUGCCAUUCUUGAUGAGAUAUGAGAGCAUACAGAUAGGGAGGGAACUGUUUCUGAAGCUUGUAAAGUAGCGUUUGAUAUUUGCCUUGAAAACCCGUCCUACGGCUGCCUUUUAAAUCGUCUGCGCCGUAUCAUUGUCACCUGAAUUAGGAAUUGAUUGAUUGGCUUUCUGCCUCAGU
Messenger RNA from Aspergillus alliaceus, 2269 nucleotides. RefSeq names its product calnexin (gene clxA). Bases 261 to 1952 code for a protein of 563 amino acids. NCBI's taxonomy places the organism in Eukaryota, Fungi, Ascomycota, Eurotiomycetes, Eurotiales, Aspergillaceae. Gene Ontology annotation, biological process: protein folding. The record is from RefSeq and is a predicted model, not a curated record. The transcript is spliced from 5 exons. Gene Ontology annotation, molecular function: calcium ion binding. Gene Ontology annotation, cellular component: endoplasmic reticulum membrane; endoplasmic reticulum.